UUGCAGCUCAAGCGAAGCAAUUGGCUAAUUAACAUUUGGAAUUUAGCAUUUGCCACAAAGCGAGCAGCAUUGUGGCAAACCUGUUGCUGCCGCAGCUGUUGACACUCUCGAAACGGAUAACCAACAGAGCCAAAAAGCCAUUCUAUAAGAUGCUGUAAGGUGUUCGGAGGCAUAAAACCCAUGGCCAUGCAGGAUAUACGACUACGUCUCGAGCCGCAACAUAAUACAGCCGCGUUCUCCAACUCGCCAGCAGCAGCAGCCGCAUCCAACGCGGAGACAACGCUCAUCGAGACUGGCGAAACGACAGGCUCAGCAACAGGCUCGCCCACAGCUCGACCCCUGCCCCAACUGCUGCCCGAGCUAAGUUUCAGCCCACCCACAACGGGCGGCACAGGCCCAACACAGCAGCAUUUCUAUCAUCAACAUCAACAUCAUCAUCAUCAGCAUUCGCAUUCGCAUCCGCAUUCGCAUCCGCAUCCGGUGCAGCCGCGUGCCUCGCCGCGGCAUCACGUGGAGCAGCUGCAGCUGCUGCACAGCAGCCAUCACGCACACAGCCACAACAAUGGCCAGGAGCAGCAAGUGCCACGUUCGCCCAGCUCCGAGGAGGACAAUUCCCCAACUGAAAUGAAUAAUUGUCGCCGUUUGGUUGAUAAACCGCCGCUGGUAAAACGCCUCACCAUGGGCAUUGGACUGCUGCGUGGCACCGAGGAUAGCCGCCCGCUGGUGCACAACACCUGCUCCUCCUCGCUCAACUCGGGCUCAUCGCAGACCAUUUCGGAUGGCUAUGUGAACGAGGCCAUCUGCGAGCCGGAUAAAUAUGUGGCCAGCAAAUUCGGUGACUCCUGUCGGCAAUCGCUGACGGCUCUGGAAACGGCCACCCAACGUUUACAGUCGGAGCUGCCCAACAGCAAGAAAUAUUUGCGUGAGACAUGCAGCGCCAACUCCAGUCCGAAGCUGUUUGCGGCGAAUUCACCAUUGCGCCUGGACAACCUGAGCCUGGCCGAGCAGCAGGAGCUGAAAGGCGCCGCCUGGUACCAGGCGGGCAUACCCAGAGAGAUCUCACUGGAGGUGCUCUCCCGCCAGAGUCCGGGCGCCUUUCUGGUCCGCCAGAGCAGCACCAAGCCCGGCUGCUUUGCCCUGUCGCUGCGCGUGCCGCCGCCCUCGCCGCGCGUCGCCCACUAUUUGAUACUCCGCACGCAGCGCGGCUACAAGAUUAAGGGCUUCACCAAGGAGUUCAGCUCGUUGCGGGCCCUGAUAACGCAUCAUUCCGUGAUGCCGGAGUUGUUGCCGGUGCCGCUGACCCUGCCACGCCCCGCGCACAUUCGCGCCCAGACGCAGGCCUACGGUAAUGGGAGCGGGAACGGGAACGGGAACGGGAACGGAGGCGACUUUGAGAUGUACGGCUCGCUAAAUGAUUUUCGCAAAAUGAUGGCCGAUUUGAAUGUGUGAUCGGACGGGGUUGCGGGAUUGCGGGCGCAUCUAAUUAAUUAAGUAAUUAUGUGACGUUGAUUGAAUUAAGCGCGCGCGCGCACACAUGUUGUCUGGAGCCGGGCCUGUCAGGAGGCGGGUCUGCUGCGGCCCGUAGUCCUGUCUGGACAGGAUAACAAUCUGUUUAAUUUGCUUAAUUGGCUGUGCUGGCGGUUGACGUGGCGACCAAACGCAAAAAUCCACCAGAAUCCAACACACAAACACAAGAAAGAACGGCACACCGAAGAUUAAAUACUCUGCUGCAGCUAUUUGACGAGAAUUGUGAAGCCCCUUA
Drosophila montana is the source of this 1762-nucleotide messenger RNA. RefSeq names its product EGFR adaptor protein (gene Egfrap). Bases 181 to 1449 code for a protein of 422 amino acids. The record is from RefSeq and is a predicted model, not a curated record. The transcript is spliced from 6 exons. Lineage: Eukaryota; Metazoa; Arthropoda; Insecta; Diptera; Drosophilidae.